AUGUACGAUGUGAGCAAGAUCAAGAAGGUCGUGAUUCUCAAUAUCGCAACUGUCUUGCCGGAAGUUUUCCUACCGCCAAGGUUCGAUGGCCCUGUUGAGGACCCCGUCCCCUCCUCCUCCACCGCGACGCUCGACGAACGCCUUCCUCCAUCGCCUCACACAAGCCGUCCUGGCUCCCCUCCUGCCAACUCCUGCCAUGGCACGUCGCCGAGCUGCCGAGGCCACGGCGCGGGGCCUCCUCUGUGGCGCAGCGCGCGGCUCGCCCGCCGAGGCAACAAGGGUGGCAACCCGGUUGCUGCGGCUGGUACGGUGCCCCUCAGGCGGCUCGGCAUCGUAAUGAACAGCUUCCUGGAGAUGGAGCCGGAGCAUUCCGACGCCGGGGGCUCUGCGCAGUCCGCGGCUGAGCACUACUUGGACCUCUUCACGGGACCCUCUCACAGGCGGUGAUUCAGGCGAUCGCCACCCUCAGUGGCCUUGAUCCCCCGGUGACCCUGCCGUCCGUCGCCACUCUGGACAUGGCUGGCUCCGUCACCGCCUCUGCCCAGUGAAUCACUUGCUCGUGCUCCUCGCCACCGUCGACGACCCUUAUUUUAUCAUGUUGCAUGUUGCUGUUAGUCCUCAUUACUAUUCGUGCCUAGUUGUGUGCUCGCUGCUGUGGGAUGGCAUGGCCCUUGUCGAGCUCUAUUCUUUUUCCAUCAAAUGUGUAUGUUGCUACUGCUGAUGUUUGCUACCAUGGGAUGACACGGCUGAACCUGUUCUAAUUAUAUUAA
Molecule: messenger RNA, 770 nt
Organism: Brachypodium distachyon (stiff brome)
Lineage: Eukaryota; Viridiplantae; Streptophyta; Magnoliopsida; Poales; Poaceae
Exons: 3
Coding region: 1-447 (148 amino acids)
Source: RefSeq, a predicted model, not a curated record